ACCUCGGAGCUUGCCGUCGAUGCCCAAUGACGUCACGUUGUAUUCCUCAUUUCCAGUAAUGCUGCUAAGAGAUUGUCCGUUUCACACAUUUAUCGUAUUUGAAUAAUUUGUGUUCCGUGCAGAAUUGAAGGAACAACAAUUUAACUGUAUUUUUGCGGUGGAACUUAAAGCCGGUCAGGUUACGCGGGAAAUAAGCGAAGGGAAACGCAGUGGCACCUUGUAACCCAAGCCAGCGUUUUACUCAUUGUCCUGCUUGUUCCCCUUUCAAAAUGAAUAACUACUCUGACUAUGACUCUGAUGGAUAUUCGUCUAAUGAAGAUGCGGACUACGUCCCGUCAGAUGAAAACCUCAGCGAGGACGACAUGAACGAGUGUGAGCGGGAGGAGCCUCCGGACGGGGUCAGCACCAAGAAGAGGACGAAAGGGGAGGUCGGUGUGAGGAAGAGGAAGAAAGGAGUACUGAAGGUGGACGAGGAAGAGAGGGACGCAGAGGAGUCGCGGCCGCCGCAGGAAGAGGAGGGAGCGGUCCCCGCGGCCCGGGAGGAAGACGACGCCAAACAGAAGAAAAAGUCUGACGACCUCUGGGCCAGUUUCCUGUCCGACGUCGGAACCAGACCCAAAGAGCCUCCCCCCGCCUCGCGGCCCAGUACCGCGCACAGGAAGGAUUCCUCGCUAUUGACGGUUUCUGCGUUGAGCGCAGAAACAAAAGCAUCAGAACCUGCUCAGGUCACCAUCACAAAAGUGUUUGACUUCGCUGGAGAAGAAGUGAGGGUGAACAAAGUGGUAUCAGCGGACUCCAAGGAAGCUCAGAGUUAUCUCAAGAGCCAGAACACCAAACCGGAGGAGAGUGGAGACGAGGACGAGGCCCCAUCACCAGGACAACCAGCUCUCCCUGGCACCAGUGCCAAGCGGCCGGCAGGCAUGUCCAGCAUCCUGGGCCGCAUGGGCUCAAAGAAACUAAAGAUGAGCACGCUGGAAAAGUCUAAGAUGGACUGGGACGCUUUCAAGUCGGAGGAAGGCAUCACCGAGGACCUGGCCAUCCACAACCGGGGCAGAGAGGGGUACGUGGAGCGGAAGAACUUCUUGGAGCGCGUCGACCACCGCCAGUUUGAGAUCGAAAAGGCUGUGCGAAAGAGCAACACAAAACAAUGACACGAAAGGCUGACAACACACACACACACACACACACACACUGACUCAAUGACAGCGCUUCUACCCCCCCGGUAAACUUGGCUCAAAGCGGUGCUGGGGCUGGGUGGGGGUGGGUGGGGUAACUGGCUGAGUUAGUGGCUGAAUAUCUCCUCUGCUUCCAACACUAAAGGAACCUCUUUGGGGAAGUGAGGUCACUCUUCCGGUUGUUCUUCCUAACGGGGCUGAUUUAGGAGUCACAUUCAGGGUUAAAGAAUGAAUUUGGUUUGUUUUUUCAUUUUUGUAGUUUCUCAUUUCAUUUGCAUAUAACAUUGUCCUCACUCUGUCUGGUUAUUAACUACUUCUAAAAUAAAACCCAGGAUGAAGUAAA
Molecule: messenger RNA, 1518 nt
Organism: Pungitius pungitius (ninespine stickleback)
Lineage: Eukaryota; Metazoa; Chordata; Actinopteri; Perciformes; Gasterosteidae
Gene: cfdp1
Product: craniofacial development protein 1
Exons: 7
Coding region: 270-1151 (293 amino acids)
Cellular component (GO): Swr1 complex
Source: RefSeq, a predicted model, not a curated record